Messenger RNA from Electrophorus electricus (electric eel), 6874 nucleotides. NCBI's taxonomy places the organism in Eukaryota, Metazoa, Chordata, Actinopteri, Gymnotiformes, Gymnotidae. The record is from RefSeq and is a predicted model, not a curated record.
GCGGGGAGUAGCCUGAUCAAUGCAGCAGAGGGGAAGAUGCGUGUGCUUGUUGCCUACUGGAUGGCGCGAGGUGGUGAAGAGGGACUCAGUUCUGAGGCCAGCUAACAACUAUUAGGCUACCUCUACUCCAUAUUCACCGACUGGAUUUUGCUUCAGUUUCUUUUUUUACAUUUUAUUUUUUUCUGGGAAAGUUUGCCAUGAUUUUUUGACUAAUGACUGAUUUCAUUUGCAUGGACGGAUUAACUUUUUUGCCUUUUGUUUGAAACGACGCGUUAUUUCCGUGACUUUUGCAUGAAACUCCACCUGUGCGCAUUGCACUUAUCCAGCGUACGCUCGGAGAGCGCCACAGACUCCGCGUCACACCUGGCCAGCCGGUUACCGACGCGAGCCCCGCAUGCACCCGCCAGAGCAGCGCUUGGAGACGCCGGCACGGCAUUAAGGCAGAGAGUCCACGACCAAAGACCUUUACAGUGGGAUCUCAGUGCGGCUUUUUUAUUGAAGACAAUCAACAGAAGCGUACACCUCGUCAGAGAGAGAGAGAGAGAGAGAGAGAGAGAGAGAGAGAGCGCGCGAGAGCGAGAGAGAUUGCCGUUAUUCAUAUAUGCUCAUGUCAUACUGUAACCCAUAAACUGAAGAUAUUAAAACCACCCGGAGAAAAGCAAAAAUCUUAAAGAAGAAAGUGUACUGUGGGAAGAGGAAGAAUCUUAGCGUGGGGAUUGAAAGGAGCAGGGCAUGAGGAUAUUGGUCAUUAUCUUUUUCCAGUGCAUCUUGAAUGUUCACAGUGAAGACCUACAUUCCAGCCUGUAUUUCGUCAAUGCAUCUGUGCAAGAGGUAGUGUUCGCCAGCACCACAGGGACGCUGGUGCCCUGUCCCGCCACCGCCGUGCCCCCGGCCACACUGCGCUGGUACCUGGCUACAGGCGAGGAGAGCUACAACGUUCCAGGGAUCCGUCACGUCCACCCCAACGGCACACUGCAGAUCUUCCACUUCCCCCCCUCGAGCUACAACAAAGUGAUCCAUGACAACACAUACUAUUGCACCGCGGAAAAUCCUUCAGGGAAAAUUAGAAGCCAGGAUGUUCAUAUUAAGGCCGUCUUACGAGAGCCAUACACAGUCCGGGUGGCGGACCAGACAGCCAUGAGAGGCAGUGUGGCGGUCUUCAAGUGCAUUAUUCCUUCCUCAGUGGAGAAAUACAUCACUGUUGUGUCAUGGGAGAGAGACACAGUGCCCGUCACAGGACCCAGAUUCUCCAGGACAUCGACGGGAGCUUUGUAUAUCCAGGACGUGCAGAAGGAAGAUGAAUUAUUCAACUACCGUUGCAUGACUAAGCACCGUUACACCUCCGAGACAAGACAAAGCAACAGCGCCCGCCUCUUCGUACCAGACCCCACAAACUCAGCGCCCGUCAUCCUCGAUGGCUUCGAGAAGCGGGAAAUCAUGGCCACGAAUAGGGUGGAACUCCCAUGCAAAGCAUCCGGGCACCCGGCACCCAAGUACCGCUGGCUCCGGGACAACCGGCCACUGGAGCCAGACACACGCUUCCAGCAGACAAUGACCGGCCUGGUGAUCGAGAACGCGCAGCCCAGUGACUCUGGCAACUAUGUAUGCGAGGUGUGGAACAGCUACGGCAACGCAGAGGUCAUCGGUCGCCUUCUGGUCAAGGAGCCUCUGCGCGUGGUGGUCAGUCCCAGGAAGGUAAAGGGCAGCGUGGGCAGUCAGGUGUCCCUCACCUGCAGCGUCACCGGCUCCGAUGAGUACGAGCUCUCCUGGUACCGCAACGGCGACAAGAUCAACGCCGCCGUGAGUGUGCACAUGAAUGGCGUCAACAAGGAGAAUUUGGUGAUGGAUGGCAUGGCAAAGAGUGAUGGAGGAGCGUACCAGUGCUUUGCCAGGAAAGGCAAACUCUCAGCUCAGGACUUUGUGCAAGUCAUCCUAGAGGACGGAACCCCCAAGAUCCUGUCGGCCUUCAGUGAGAAAGUGGUCAGCCCCAACGAGGCUGUGUCCUUGUUGUGUCAUGUGAAAGGCACCCCGCAGCCUGUGGUCACAUGGACGCUGGACGACGACCUCGUGAUGAAGGACAGCCGUCACCGGAUGGGCCACAGCUUGACGGCUGACGGGAAUGUCAUCAGCUACCUGAACAUCUCGCACACGCAGGUGCGCGACAGCGGCGUCUACCGCUGCACCUGCAACAACUCAGCGGGGACGGUCUCCUACCAGGCGCGAAUAAACGUAAGAGGUCCUGCUGACAUAAGACCAAUGAAAAACCUCACAGCCAUAGCUGGGCGGGACACGUACAUCCACUGCCACGUCAUUGGCUACCCAUACUACUCCAUCAAAUGGUACAAAAAUUCCAACCUGCUCCCGUUCAAUGACAGACAGCGCGCGUUCGAGAACAACGGCACCCUGAAACUGCUGAACGUGCAGAAGGAGCUGGAUGAAGGGGAGUACGCCUGCCACGUGCUCGUGCAGCCUCAGCUUUUCAAAAACCAGAGCGUCCAUGUCACUGUGAAAGUGCCCCCCUUCAUCCAGCCCUUUGAGUUCCCACGUUACUCCAUUGGCCACCGUGUGUUCGUGCCCUGCGUGGUACGGUCAGGUGAUCUGCCCAUCUCAAUCAACUGGGAGAAGGAUGGAAAGCCUAUCAAUGCCAGCCUGGGCGUGACCAUCGACAACAUCGACUUCACCAGUUCCCUGCGCAUCUCCAACCUGCAGCGCGUGCACAACGGCACGUACACAUGCAUCGCACGUAACGAUGCUGCCGUUGUCAAGUAUCAGAGCCAGCUCAUCGUCAGGGUUCCACCGAGAUUCAAAGUCCAACCCAAAGACCAGGACGGGAUUUAUGGGAAAGCCGUGAUCCUUAACUGUUCUGCAGAUGGUGAACCCCGUCCAACAAUAGAGUGGAAGUACUCUAAAGGUGCAGGCGUGCCACAGUUCCACCCAAUUGCACUGAACUCAGGCUACCGGAUCCAGAUGCUGAGCAACGGCUCUCUACUCAUAAAGCACGUUCUGGAGGAAGAUGCUGGCUACUACCUCUGCAAGGUCAGCAAUGACGUGGGAGCCGACGUCAGCAAGUCCAUGUACCUCAACGUGAAGAUCCCCGCCAUGAUCACAUCGUACCCCAACAGCACAGUGGCCACAAAGGGCGAGGAGAUCCAGAUGAGUUGCAGGGCGCAUGGCGAGAAACCCAUCAUGAUGCGCUGGGAGAAGGAGGUGGAGAAGGAGAAGCAGUCGCACAUGAUCAACCCCGACAUGUGGAGGCACACUGUCAGCAACUCCAAGGGCCCUGACGAUGUCAUCUCCACCCUGAAGAUCCAGCCAACUAUGAGGGAGGACUCUGGCUUUUUUUCUUGCCAUGCAAUCAACUCCUAUGGUGAGGACAGAGGAAUCAUCCAGUUGACAGUCCAAGAGCCGCCAGAACCUCCUAAAGUGGAGAUUCGGGAGGUAAAGGAGAGGACAAUUGCCCUUCGAUGGACCAUGGGCUUCGAUGGAAACAGCCCGAUCACUGGCUAUGACAUUGAGUGCAAAAAUAAAUCAGCGACCUGGGAAAAAGCUCGCAGAACCAGGGACGUCUCCCCAACCCUCAAUCUAGCCACCAUCAUUGAACUCCACCCUUCAUCCACCUACAACAUCCGCAUGUUUGCCAAAAACCACAUUGGGGACAGCGAGCCCAGUAAUGAGCUCACUGUCACCACAGACGAAGCAGAUCCUGAAGGCCCACCUCAAGAUGUGACGCUUGAAGCGAUGUCUUCUCAGAGUAUAAAAGUGACGUGGAAGGCUCCUCAGAAGCACCUCCAGAACGGGAUGAUCCGCGGCUACCAGGUGUGUCACCGCGAGCACUCGGCCAACGGCAGCCAUCAGUUCAUCUGCGCCAGCGUGGAGAGUACGGGUGACAGUGAGACGCUCACGCUGAACAACCUGAAGAAGUACACACAGUAUGAGGUGGUGGUACAGGCCAGCAACAGCGCCGGGCCGGGCCCCGCCUCCAGCGAGGUCCGAGCUACCACCAUGGAGGAUGUGCCCAGCCGAGCUCCAGAAAACGUAGCUGCAACAGCCACAUCGCCUGAGACCAUCUCCCUUUCAUGGUCCACUCCUGCCAGGGAAGCCCUGAAUGGGGUCCUUCAGGGCUUCCGGGUCAUCUACUGGGCCAAUCUACCCGAUGGAGAGCUGGGGGAGAUCAGGAACAUCACCACCCUGCGGUCUCCGCUGGAGCUGGACGGCCUGGAGAAAUACACCAACUACAGCGUCCAGGUGCUGGCCUUCACGCGGGCCGGUGACGGUGUGCGCAGCGAGCAGAUCUACAUCCGCACCAAAGAGGACGUUCCAGGCCCCCCCGGAGGUGUGAAGGCAUCUGCGGCAUCCAACUCUGUUGUAUAUGUAUCCUGGCUCCCCCCGCUCAAGAUGAAUGGCGUGAUCCGGAAGUACACGGUGUUCUGCUCCAGCUCGUACCCCACAGUGGUGAGUGAGUUCGAGGCAGCCCCAGACGAGUUCCUCCACAGAGUUCAGAACCUGAGCCGCAACAGGAAGUACAGCUUCUGGGUGCUGGCGGUGACCGCCGCCGGCCGCGGCAACAGCAGCGAGGUCAUCGCCGUCGAGCCACUCGCCAAAGCUCCCGCCCGGAUCCUCACCUUUAGCGGCACGGUGACGACGCCCUGGAUGAAGGACAUUGUUCUGCCCUGCAGAGCUGUCGGAGACCCUCCACCAAUGGUCAAGUGGAUGAAGGAGAGCGGGAGCCCAGCGCCUGCAGUCAUCGAUGGAAGGCGCAGUAUCCAUGGAAACGGAAGCUUUGUCAUCAGGACCGUGAAAGCCGAGGAUUCUGGGUAUUAUACCUGUGUUGCCAGCAAUAAUUGGGGAACGGAUGAAAUAACACUCAACCUGCAGGUGCAAGUCCCUCCAGAUCAGCCUCGUCUCACAGUGACCAAGACAACAACUACAUCCAUUACCCUGUCCUGGAUACCAGGAGACAAUGGAGGAAGUUCCAUCAGAGGUUACAUCCUGCAGUAUUCCGAGGACAACAGUGAGCAAUGGGGAAGCAUUCCUAUCAGUCCAAGUGAGCGCCUGUACCGGCUGGAGAAUCUAAAGUGCGGCACCUGGUACAAGUUCACCCUCACGGCCCAGAAUGCUGUGGGACCCGGGCGCAUCAGUGAGAUCAUAGAAGCUAAGACUCAUGGGAAAGAACCCCAGUUCUCCAAGGAGCAGGAAUUGUUCACAAGCAUCAACGCUACGUGUGUCAGACUCAAUCUGAUUGGCUGGAAUGACGGCGGUUGUCCAAUCACGUCCUUCACGUUGGAAUACCGGCCACUGGACAGCCCCGUGUGGACCAAGGCCCAGCGCACGUCGCUCACGAAAAGCUACAACUUGAUGGACCUGCAGGAGGCCACGUGGUACGAGCUACAGAUGAAGGUGCACAACAGCGCCGGGCUGGCCGAGAAACGUGUCAAGUUCGCCACGCUCAACUACGACGGCAGCACCAUCCCUCCGCUGGUGCAGACCGCGGUCAAGGACCCAGUGAAGAAGAGUGGCCAUGAGGGUGUGAAGAUGAUGGUGACCAUCUCCUGCAUCCUGGUGGGUGUGGUGCUGCUCUUUGUCCUGCUGAUGGUGCUGAGGAGGAGGAGGAGAGAGCAGAGGCUGAAGAGGCUGAGAGAUGCGAAAAGCUUGGCAGAAAUGCUCAUGAGCAAAAACACCAGGCCAUCCGACACGCUGAACAAGCAGCAGCAGACACUGCGCAUGCACAUCGACAUCCCCCGAGCUCAGCUCCUCAUCGAGGAGCGUGACACCAUGGAAACAGUGGAUGACAGGUCAACCGUGCUCCUCACAGAGAACGACUUCGGAGAGACAGCUAAGCAAAAGUCAGCCACGGCGGCACACACCGUCCACUACCAGUCGCUGUCCCAGGCCACGGGUCCACUGGUGGAUGUGUCGGACGUCCGACCCGGGACGAGCAAAAGCAGCCUGUCGAACCCCACGGCGCGCCGCGCUGCAAAGCCAGGCCCCGCGGCGCGGAACCGCUACGCCAGCCAGUGGACGCUGAACCGGCCCCACCCACCUGUCUCCACCCAUACCCUCAGCACGGACUGGAGGCUAGCCACGCCACGGGUGGCCGGUUCUGUUGAUAAAGAGAGCGACAGCUACAGUGUCAGCCCGUCUCAGGACACAGACCGUGCCCGGAGCAGCAUGGUGUCCACUGAGAGCGCCUCAUCCACCUAUGAGGAGCUGGCCCGUGCCUACGAACACGCUAAGAUGGAGGAGCAGCUACGGCACGCCAAGUUCACUAUCACCGAAUGCUUCAUUUCGGACACGUCCUCGGAGCAGAUGACGGCCGGCACCAACGACUACACAGACAGCCUGACCUCCAGCACACCGUCUGAGUCAGGCAUCUGUCGCUUCACAGCCUCACCGCCCAAACCGCAGGAUGCUUGCCGGGUCAUGAAUAUGGCCGUCCCCAAGGCCCACAGGCCAGGGGGCGAGCUGGUGCACCUGCCGCCGUACCUGCGCAUGGACUUCCUGCUGAGCCGUGGGGCAUCAGGCGGGCCUCGUGAGGCGGCGAUGGGCCAGGCAUGCCUGGAGCCACAGAAGAGCCGCUCACUGAAGCGGCCCAGCCUACUGGCGCCCACGCCAAUGGAGGUGCCCGCCAGCCGGGAGGCCCAGCAGUGGCAGCCAGGCUCUGCCUCCACGCUGCCCCAGAGAGAGGCCGGCUCGGACUUGGCCCAGGCCGCCAAACUCAGCACCUCGCAGGAAUCCCUCUUAGACUCCAGAGGACACUUAAAACAGAGCAGCAACCCCUACGCAAAGUCUUACACACUGGUAUAACCCAGAGCAUGGACCGGACUCCAAAACACACAUACAAACACACACACACACACACACACACACACACACA